This is a messenger RNA of Solanum pennellii, 1477 nucleotides long. RefSeq lists its product as uncharacterized. The record is from RefSeq and is a predicted model, not a curated record. The transcript has 5 exons. NCBI's taxonomy places the organism in Eukaryota, Viridiplantae, Streptophyta, Magnoliopsida, Solanales, Solanaceae. The coding region runs from base 55 to 1347 and encodes 430 amino acids.
GCUAAGUUCUUCCACUUUGUUCUUUGUUGAAGAAAAUUUGUUCUGUGAUCCACAAUGUCCACUUUUGGAGUUUCCGAUCAUCUAAUCAGCAUGCAUGAUUUCAUCCUUUGCUAUUUCUGCGAAACUCGAGUUGCAUUCAUCGAGGACUUCAUUCCUAAUGCGGAUGACUUAGUGUAUGGAGGGUACAUUAAUAGAUUGUUUCAUUAUAGGGCAAUAAUUAACAACCGAGGUCAUCUAGAACAACGUGAUGGAAAUACCCUACUCAAUACUUACUGUGUCCAAUGUGGAAUUUGGUUCGGCUGGAAACUUGUUAGGACUAUCCAACAGUCGGAUUACUUUGUAGUAGGAAGAUACUUUAUGAAACUGGAGCUGCUUAGAUACCAGAGUGGUCAAACACUGCAUGAUGCUGUCUUUGGAGUCGCUAAUCAACAGGGUCCUAAUGGAGGUGCUAAUGCUGUUCAAAAUGAAGUCGCUAAUGAACAGGAUCCUAAUGGAGGUGCUAAUGCUGUUCAAAAUGAAGUCGUGAAUGAACAGGAUGCUAAUGGAGGUGCUAAUGCUGUUCAAAAUGAAGUCGCGAAUGAACAGGCUCCUGAAGGAGGUGCUAAUGAACAGGCUUCUAUUGGAGGUGCUAAUGCUGUUCAAAAUAGAGUCGCUAAUGAACCGGCUCCUAAUGGAGGUGCUAAUGCUGUUCAAAAUGAAGUCGCAAAUGAACAUGAUCCUAAUGGAGGUGCUAAUGCUGUUCAAAAUGAAGUCGCGAAUGAACAGGCUCCUAAUGGAGGUGCUAAUGCUGUUCAAAAUAGAGUCGCUAAUGAACCGGCUCCUAAUGGAGGUGCUAAUGCUGUUCAAAAUGAAGUCGUGAAUGAACAUGAUCCUAAUGGAAGUGCUAAUGCUGUUCAAAAUGAAGUCGCGAAUGAACAGGAUCCUGAUGGAGGUGCUAAUGCUGUUCAAAAUGGAGUCACUAAUGAACAGGCUCCUGAUGGAGGUGCUAAUGCUGUUCAAAAUGAAGUCGCAAAUGAACAGGCUCCUGAUGGAGGUGCUAAUGCUGUUCAAAAUGAAGUCGCAAAUGAACAGGCUCCUAAUGGAGGUGCUAAUGCUGUUCAAAAUGGAGUCGCUAAUGAACAGGCUCCUAAUGGAGGUGCUAAUGCUGUUCAAAAUGGAGUAGCUAAUGAACAGGCUCCUGAAGGAGGUGCUAAUGCUGUUCAAAAUGGAGUCGCUAAUGAACAGGCUCCUGAUGGAGGUGCUAAUGCUGUUCAAAACAGAGUCGCUAAUGAACAAAAUCGUGGUCAACAUCUAGACAGGAUAAUGAGACUAAGAACACUUAGACCACGGCGGAAUAGACCGUAUUGAUGAAUAUGCAGACAUUGAUAGCCUACUCAUGCUGAUCAAAGUACAGAAAGAUACACUCUUUCUGAAAUAGAGUUCAUACUUUACAAAAUGCUAAUGUAUAAUUGUGUGAUAUCUCUUUUUCUCUUUUUGA